AUGGCCGUCUGCCUUCGAUUUGAGCUUCGCAAGUCACCAGCCCUCGUAGGGCCUAGCAGUUUAGCACUCUAUACGGCGGGCGCGGCGACGGAGUUAGCCGUCUUUAGUCCCAAGUACAAACAGCGCCGCCUUUCAGAGAAUCCAGAGGCUGUUGCUCGAGAUACAACCGAAUCUCAGCCGAUCCUAGACCGAGGCCAGAUCCGGGACCAGAUCCGGGACCAGAUCCGGGACCGGAUAAGAGACGAAAUCCGCGACGAAAUCCGCGAUCAGAUCCGAAAUCAGCUCCAUGCCGAGCUUCACGGAAAGUUACGGAAUGAACUGAGGACCGAGCUGCUCUCGGAGAUAUACGAGAAACUGCAAGGCGAGCUUCAAGAGACAGUUCGAGACCAGGUAAAAGAGGAGAUCAGGACACAACUACGUGACUACCCAAGACCGCGCACGAUCUAG
Molecule: messenger RNA, 447 nt
Organism: Cryphonectria parasitica EP155
Lineage: Eukaryota; Fungi; Ascomycota; Sordariomycetes; Diaporthales; Cryphonectriaceae
Exons: 4
Coding region: 1-447 (148 amino acids)
Source: RefSeq, a predicted model, not a curated record